Hypanus sabinus (Atlantic stingray) is the source of this 1032-nucleotide messenger RNA. RefSeq names its product heat shock transcription factor 2 binding protein (gene hsf2bp). Lineage: Eukaryota; Metazoa; Chordata; Chondrichthyes; Myliobatiformes; Dasyatidae. Gene Ontology annotation, cellular component: cytosol. The transcript has 8 exons. The record is from RefSeq and is a predicted model, not a curated record. Bases 1 to 1032 code for a protein of 343 amino acids.
AUGUCUGGCAACUCUUGGGAUGUAUUCCCUGGAGUUCAGGAGAACGGGGAUGUGUUUCAGAAACCCGUGGGCAAAGAAGAAUUUGUUAAAGUUCGAAAGAGAGACCUGGAGAGACUAAUAACUGAGACAAUGCAAAUCAAGGACUUCCUGCCAAAGAUACUGAAUGGAGAAUUAUUGGAAUGCUUCCAUCAGCUGGAAAUUGCUGAAAAAACGUUGGAGAAAAGAGAACAAGAGAAUGAACAGCUCCAACUAGAUCGUGAUCAUUUUAAGGCGAGGCUGAAAACUGCUCAGGAAGACUGUCAAAAGGAACGAGAGGAAAAGUUGGCAUCGAAUUUGCAGUUGAAUGAAGCAAGGCAACAACUACUGCAGCAAGCGGAGUACUGCACUGAAAUGGGGGCUGCAGUCUGCACACUGCUCUGGAGAGUCUCUAGCAAUGAGGAGUCUGUUAAAUUUAUCCUUGGAGGUAAUAAAGCAGAGAAGUUUUUCACUAUUGUGGCACAGACAUUAGAGAGUUUUGUGAAGUCUACAGAUGAGAAUGUCAAGGAAGAGCAUGAUCUGGAUUCAGAUGAAAACCAGUUUGUUCUGGCAUUGGCAGGAAUUGUAACAAAUAUAGCUGCUGUGGCCUAUGGCCGGGAGAUCCUGGUUAAUUCUUCUCAGAUCCUAUUGGAGAAACUGCUACAGCUCCUGGCUGAGAUGAAAGCUGGUCUCUGCACAAAGCUCAAAGUACUAAUGUUGAUGUGUUUAUACAAUGUGAGUAUUAACCUGAAAGGCCUGCAGUACAUCAGCAAGAAUCCAGGCUUCAUCCCUUUGCUGGCCUGUCUUCUGGAAGAUCCAGAUGCAGAGGUUUGCCUUCAUGUUCUGCGCCUCAUUCAGUCUCUGAUCCUUGAGCCAGAAAUUUUCUCCAAAGUGAAAGCCCAGAUUCACCAAUCACUACUGCAGCACCGCAUUCGAGAACUUACCAAUAACCGUAACCCCAGUCUCCGCAGCAUAGCAAGUGAACUUCUGGAAGACAUGAAGAUGCUUAACUUUUAA